This is a messenger RNA of Seminavis robusta, 2205 nucleotides long. NCBI's taxonomy places the organism in Eukaryota, Bacillariophyta, Bacillariophyceae, Naviculales, Naviculaceae. The record is from the annotation of a GenBank genome assembly.
UUGCCUCUGCUCCUAAAGAAAGAACCUUCGAUCGGUCAACGAAAACUAUCAUUCCUGUUACUACAGUACUGUAGUUGAUUAAGCAAUGGCUUCUGCUGCUCCUGAAGAUCGUUCCUCUUUGUCCGAUCCCAAUGUGAUUGCUGUCAAGCACAUUGAUUGGGAAGUGACUGUGGACUUCGAAAAAAGCAUCCUGCGUGCAUCUGCUACCUACACUUUGGAGUAUGCCACUCCUGGGGCCACUGUGGUUUGUCUGGAUACCAACUUUUUAAAGGUUCUCAAAGUGGAGCAUGCCAAAACGGGUGAGGCAUUGUCUUUCACCCACCACUCGGUGAUCCCCAACAAACUGCAUUUGGGUCAAAAGUUGAGCAUUCGUUUGCCAACGACAUCCAUCGAAAAGAUCACGGUGACCUAUGAAACCACCCAACAAUCCAGUGCGGUCCAAUGGCUGCCACCCGAACAAACGGCAGGAGCCAAGUAUCCCUAUCUCUUUACACAAUGCCAAGCCAUUCAUGCCAGAGCUUUGAUCCCCUGUCAGGAUAGACCCGGAAUCAAGGCGACCUACACCGCCAAGGUCACGGUUCCUAGCUGGGCCACUUGUGUCAUGUCGGCAGUCAUGAAAAAGGACGAAACCUUGGCAACCACCAAAGUUUUUCAUUGGGAUCAACCCGUACCAAUUUCCAGUUAUCUCAUUGCCAUGGCCGUGGGAGAAUUGGCCAAACUGGAAAUCAGUGAACGAUGUGCCGUCUGGAGUGAACCAUCGGUUGUCCAACAGGCUGCCUGGGAAUUUGCACAAACCGAAGAGUUUCUCCAAAUGGCCGAAGAAAUUGCUGGAAAACCAUAUGUCUGGGGUCGCUACGAUCUAUUGUGCCUGCCGCCAUCGUUCCCGUACGGAGGAAUGGAGAAUCCCUGUCUGACUUUUGUGACGCCCACUUUGCUUGCUGGGGAUCGAUCAUUGGCCGAUGUUGUGGCACAUGAAAUUGCUCACUCUUGGACGGGGAAUCUCGUUACCAAUGCAACUUGGGAUCACUUCUGGCUGAAUGAAGGGUGGACAACAUGGUUCCAAAGGAAAAUCAUGGCACGAAUUCACAAAGACAACAAGUUCUUGCAUUUUGAUGCCAUUGGUGGAUACAAGGCUCUUAAAGAUACAGUCAGGCAAAUGCCCGAUGGAUUCAGUCGUCUGGUUCUGGACAUUGGAGAUAAAGAUCCCGAUGAGUCCUACUCACGAGUUGCCUAUGAAAAGGGUUUCAACCUUUUGUUUGCACUCGAGACGCGUGUUGGGACUCCUGAAUUUGAAAAGUUCUUUCAGGCUUAUGUGGCCCAAUUUGCGUCGAAAACUGUGACAUCGGAGGAGUUCAGAUCAUUCUUCAAUCAACACUUCAAAGGCAAUGCCAGCGUCAAGGACUUUGACUGGAAUACAUGGUUAUACACCCCAGGUAUGCCCCCAGAAAAGCCACAAUUCGAUCGAACACUGGCAGAAGCUUCUGAAAAACUUGCCAUUGAAUGGUUUGAGGUUGACAGAUCUGGCAAUGUGGCCCCCAGCGAAAACCUGAAUGACUGGUCGUCCAACCAGAAAACAUGCUUUUUGGAUGCUCUCUUGGAUUUGUGUGAAGACCAACCACUCAAACUUGACACUCUCAAAGCUAUGAAACUGCAGUAUGGGUUUGAGUCGACCAAAAACUCAGAGGUGCUAUUCCGUUUUUGCAAACUAGCCAUCGCAGCAGAAGACAAGGACAUUAUUCCAAUUGCAAUUCGUUUUGCCACCACACAGGGACGCAUGAAGUUCACAAGGCCUUUGUACAGAGCUUUAUUCCAAUCAAAGAUGGCAUCUGAGUUGGCAGUUGAGACUUUUUUGGAAAACAAACAUAUUUAUCACCCAAUCUGCACCAAAAUGGUGGCCUCAGACCUGUCUGUAAGCACCGAAGAAGAGAAGCCUUCCAUCAUUGGAAGCCCUUACUUCAAAGCGUCUGUUGCCGUUGCCAUUGUUGCUGUGGUGGCUGGAUUUGUUCUGAUGAGGAAGAGGUAACACAGCCAGCCUCUUGUUGUCUUUGAGGGCCGUGUUGAUGUGGCCGCAAACGCUGCGUUGAAACAUUUUGCACUUUUCUAAACUAUGGAUCGGGGGCGGCCAGGUAUAUGCAGUGCGCACUCAGUUAGUUUUAGUUUUUCCCAAAUUGAUAUCUACAAUACUGUAGCAGGUUUUGUGUAUUU